Molecule: messenger RNA, 3677 nt
Organism: Danio aesculapii
Lineage: Eukaryota; Metazoa; Chordata; Actinopteri; Cypriniformes; Danionidae
Gene: trpc4b
Product: transient receptor potential cation channel, subfamily C, member 4b
Exons: 11
Coding region: 143-2890 (915 amino acids)
Biological process (GO): calcium ion transmembrane transport; manganese ion transport; regulation of cytosolic calcium ion concentration
Cellular component (GO): cation channel complex; membrane
Molecular function (GO): protein binding; store-operated calcium channel activity; inositol 1,4,5 trisphosphate binding
Source: RefSeq, a predicted model, not a curated record
CGCAACAGUCCUCAUGUGGUCGUAGGAAUACAGCUCCAAAAGUAUCUUCAGCGACGAAUUGGUUGUGUUGAUUGCAUCGGCUUUAUAAACGUGAGAAUCAAAAGUUGCUCCGACUGACAGCAAGGUGAUGGAUUGAGCCACAAUGUCGCAGCUGUACUUCCGCAGAACGGAUAACUCCUCGUACCGGGACCGCAUUCCGCUGCGGAUAGUGCGCGCCGAGUCGGAGCUCUCGACGCAGGAGAAGUCCUACCUAAGCGCCGUGGAGAAGGGCGAUUACGCCAGCGUGAAACUAGCGCUGGAAGAAGCGGAGAUCUACUUCAAAAUUAACAUCAACUGCAUCGAUCCCCUGGGGCGCACGGCGCUCCUCAUCGCCAUUGAAAAUGAGAACUUGGAGAUCAUUGAGCUGCUCCUCAGCUUCAAUGUGUAUGUCGGUGAUGCUCUUCUCCACGCCAUCCGUAAAGAGGUGGUAGGAGCCGUGGAGCUCCUGUUGAACCAUAAGAAGCCCAGCGGAGAGAAGCAGGUGCCGCCAAUCCUGCUGGAUAAACAGUUCUCAGACUUCACUCCAGACAUCACCCCCAUCAUCCUGGCUGCUCACACCAACAACUACGAGAUCAUCAAGAUGCUGGUUCAGAAAGGAGUCUCUGUCCCUCAGCCACACGAGGUGCGGUGUAACUGUGUGGAGUGUGUGUCCAGCUCGGAUGUGGACAGUCUGAGACACUCCCGCUCCCGGCUGAACAUCUACAAGGCCCUGGCCAGCCCUUCUCUCAUCGCCCUGUCCAGCGAAGAUCCUUUUCUCACUGCCUUCCAGCUCAGUUGGGAGCUGCAGGAGCUCAGUAAAGUGGAGAAUGAGUUCAAGGCUGAAUACGAGGAGCUUUCGCAUCAGUGCAAACACUUCGCCAAGGACCUUCUGGAUCAGACUCGCUCCUCACGUGAGCUGGAGUUGAUCCUCAAUUUCCGGGAUGACAUGAAUCUGCUGCAAGACGAGGCUAACAAUGAGCUAGCUCGACUCAAACUGGCCAUCAAAUACAGACAAAAAGAGUUUGUAGCUCAGCCAAACUGCCAGCAGCUGUUGGCGUCUCGCUGGUAUGAUGAAUUUCCAGGCUGGAGAAGACGUCACUGGGCUGGCAAGCUGAUCACCUGCGUCUUCAUCGGCCUCAUGUUCCCUCUGCUCUCCCUCUGUUACCUGGUGGCCCCCAAGAGCCGCUAUGGCCUGUUCAUCCGCAAGCCCUUUAUCAAGUUCAUUUGCCACACUGCUUCCUAUCUGACCUUCCUCUUCCUCCUGCUUCUGGCUUCUCAGCAUAUAGUCUCCAAUAAUCCUGAUCGCCAAGGUCCAAAGCCUACCACAGUGGAGUGGAUGAUCUUACCCUGGGUUCUGGGAUUCAUAUGGACGGAGAUAAAGCAGAUGUGGGAUGGUGGAUUUCAGGAUUACAUCCACGACUGGUGGAAUCUUAUGGACUUUGUGAUGAAUUCCUUGUAUCUUGCAACCAUUUCACUGAAGAUUGUGGCAUAUGUAAAGUACAGUGGUUGCAAACCCAGGGACACCUGGGAAAUGUGGCAUCCCACACUGGUGGCUGAGGCGGUGUUCGCCAUCGCCAACAUUUUCAGCUCUCUGCGCCUCAUCUCGCUCUUCACAGCCAACUCUCAUCUGGGUCCUUUGCAGAUUUCGUUAGGACGAAUGCUGUUGGACAUCCUAAAGUUCCUAUUCAUCUACUGUCUGGUGCUGCUUGCCUUUGCAAAUGGACUCAAUCAGCUUUACUUCUACUAUGAGAACAGUGAGGGCAUGACCUGCAAAGGCAUUCGCUGUGAACGUCAAAACAAUGCUUUUUCAACGUUAUUUGAGACCUUGCAGUCUUUGUUUUGGUCCAUUUUUGGCUUGAUUAGUCUGUACGUGACAAAUGUCAAAGCUGACCACAAGUUCACUGAAUUUGUAGGCGCCACCAUGUUCGGUACCUAUAACGUCAUCUCCUUGGUGGUUCUUCUCAACAUGCUCAUUGCCAUGAUGAACAAUUCAUAUCAGCAUAUUGCUGACCAUGCUGAUAUUGAGUGGAAAUUUGCCAGAACUAAAUUAUGGAUGAGUUAUUUUGAAGAAGGAGGCACCUUGCCACCUCCAUUCAACAUUAUCCCUAGUCCCAAAUCCAUAUGUUACCUGAUUACAUGGAUUAAGGUGCAUGUGUUCAAGAGGAGGUCAAAGAGGACAGAGACAUUUGGGACAUUAGGGAGAAGAGCUGCUGAAAAUGUCAGACUAAACCACCAAUACCAGGAGGUCUUGAGAAACCUAGUAAAAAGAUAUGUGGCUGCUAUGAUUCGAGAUGCGAAGACUGAGGAGGGACUCACUGAAGAGAACUUCAAAGAGCUGAAGCAGGACAUCUCAAGCUUCCGCUAUGAAGUUAUUGGAAUGAUGAAAGGCAACCGGAAAAGUACUCGUGGCAAUAAGUCUGACACAUCAGCCUCCGAUGUUUCUCAUCCCGAGAGUUCGCUUCAAUAUUCCUCAGCACUUAAACAGAACAGCAAACUACAUUUAUAUGAUGUCACUACAGCACUGCAGCAACAAAACUCGGAGGAGGCAAAGGCGUCUCUCGGCUGUCUGGCCAAUGGAUCAGCAGUGGUUGUUACUGAACCCAUACUCAAAGACAAAGCCAGGAGUGAUUUCCCUAAAGAUUUCACAGACUUUGCGUUAUUCCCAAAGAAACAAACCCCAAAUAAGAUCUACUCGCUUGCUGAAGAGGCAAAGGAAUCAGAUCCUGACAUAUUAGACUGGGGGAAAGAGGACAAACCUCUGGCAGGAAAAGUGGAACAGGACAUAAAUGAAUCAAAGUGCCUGAUGGAGGAAGACGAGAGAGUGUUGGAAGAGCAAGAGAUUGAGCAUAUUGCAUCUUCGCAUGAACAUUAGACAAACAAACUGGCUUCCUUUUGUAACCAAGGGUUAUAUGAAUCUCAAGUUUUGCUGACUGUAUACUUUGUCAGAGAUGGAACAUUAUCCUCUCUAAUGCACAUAGGUGAGGUUUUGUGAGAAGAAUUUGUCUCAGGAAAAGAUAUUUGCUAGGUUGUUUUUGGAUUCAAGAAACUUCCCAGCACUACAGAUCCCAAGAGCGUCCAUAAAUCAGGAGAAAGAGGAAUUGGGGAACUCAGAAAAACACACUACAGGAUCUUCAACUUACCUGUUAAAUGUUUUAUUUGUAGGGCUGGGUAUUGAUUCAAAUCUCUAAAUUCUCGAAUUUGAUUCAGAUUCACAAGCUCUCAUUUCAAUUUGAUUCCAUUUUAGUUCACUCUCGAUUCUAAAUUUGAUUGAAUGAAUACAGAUAUAAUUAUAUUCUAAAAAUAAAAAGUGAGCAUCAGGUCACAGAAUUGGAUAUUACACUCUAUUAUAUGUAACGUACACAUGAGUGCAUUAAAACAGAACCCAGCUCGCUGUCUCUAUAAUGCAUAUAAUGAGUGGUCAGAAUAUGGGGGGAGGGGAAAUUGAUUCGUGGCUUUUGGGAAUUGUUAUUGAAGCAAGCACAUAUAAGAAAAUAAUUAACAAAAUUUUUUUCUUAUUUAUCCUUACGUUUUCUUACUUUCAUGACUAUUUGGAAAACAAUGUUUUUUUUAAUCAAUGCCCAGAGAAACUGAUGAUAAAAAUGAUGACAAUGAUUAUUUUUAUUUUAGGGACCAAGCACCAAUUGUAUCGGCACUCAUAA